Nannochloropsis gaditana CCMP526 is the source of this 357-nucleotide messenger RNA. RefSeq names its product 1-pyrroline-5-carboxylate dehydrogenase. The transcript has a single exon. The record is from RefSeq and is a predicted model, not a curated record. The annotation marks the transcript as partial. Gene Ontology annotation, molecular function: aldehyde dehydrogenase (NAD+) activity.
AUGGCCCCGCACGAGAUCCCCACGUGCUACGGUGCCUUUGAACCGACUGCAGUCUACGUGCCGCUGGAAGGGAUGUUGGCCAGCCCGGACGCCUUCCAUCUGGCGACGACCGAGAUUUUUGGCCCUUUCUACAUUUAUACGACCUGGAAAGAUGGGGAACUGCCCCUGGUCCUGGAGGCCUUGGAGCGGAUGGAGAACCAUUUGACCGCUGCCGUGGUCAGUAACGACGUCGUCUUCACCCGGGCCGUGGUGGGCUCCACAGUGAACGGCACCACCUACAUCGGUCGCCGUGCCCGAACGACGGGCGCACCGCAGAACCAUUGGUUCGGUCCCUGCGGGGACCCUCGAGGAGCGGGG